GCAAGCCACUUGCAGGGAUUAGGGCUCUUCUUGCCUCAACCAAAGAGACGGAACCACAUUCGAACCUCCUUCGAGAAACCCUCUUGGAAGGUGCAACACACACACCCGGGGUAUGAAGGCAUUUUACAGGCACUGGCCGGGCUCUGAGAAACGGACUCCUCUUACCAAUCCACCAACCAACACAAAUACAACCACAUUUUGACUCUGUUCAUCCCUCCCAUCCAACACCCAACAGCAGAAAGGACGGAGCUUCUCAAAUAUGACAUCGCCAUCAAACACACCCCUUGGCCACGCAGCUAAUGGUGCCGGACCUGCACAGGUGCCGCCGGGGCCAGCCCAGGGAUUACUGAACCUGAAAGACCGGAUCCCUAAACUGGAACCUCGGCGGAGGAGGGCCGAGCCGACCAACCCGAUACCUGUCCCGGAGACACCGCCUGCCCCUCCCCGUCCGGACCCGGCAACUGUUGCCUUCACUGUUCCCAGGCGCAGAAUACUUUCACCCUCGGAUCACCAGCUGUUCCUAUCUUCACCAACCUACAAAUUAAUCCUCUCCUUCAUCUUUGGCCUCUCCGAGUCCGUCCUCGACAAGCCCAUCUCCUCCGUCAAAGAGAACGACCUCUCGCCCACAGUCAGGUCCAUCCUUUCGAUCUUAGAAGAGAUAGACUACCUUUGCCGGGACUCGCCGCCGGAUGACCAAGGCGGCUCCCGCUUCGGCAACAAAGUCUUCCGAGUCUUCCUCGACAAAGUCAAGCAGCGCUCUCCUACAUGGCAUACCACCUUGUUCAACCUCCCUGACUCCUCCUCCUCCUCCUCCUCCUCCUCCUCAUCAUCAUCAUCACCCUCCGCGACUGCAACAGCAUCCGAGGAGCUGUCGGCAUACCUAACCCACUCCUUCGGCAACCGCAGCCGCAUCGACUAUGGCUCGGGCCACGAGCUCAACUUCUUGAUGUGGCUGCUCUGCCUGUACCAGCUGUCGCUGCUCGAGCGGGGCGACUUCCCCGCGCUCGUGCUGCACGUCUUCACCCGCUACCUGGCCGUCAUGCGCCGCGUGCAGAGCACCUACUACCUGGAACCGGCGGGCUCGCACGGCGUGUGGGGGCUGGACGACUACCAGUUCUUGCCGUUUCUGUUCGGCGCCAGCCAGCUGGUCCACCACCCGUUCAUCACGCCCCGCGCAAUCCACCAGGAGCUGACCCUAGAAGAGUUCGGUGGCGAGUUCCUGUACCUGAGCCAGGUGGCGUUUGUGAACAGCACCAAGACGGUCAAGGGGUUGCGGUGGCACAGUCCGAUGCUGGACGAUAUCAGCAGCGCGAAGAACUGGGCUAAGAUUGAGGGGGGCAUGAGGCGCAUGUUUGUGUCGGAGGUAUUGGGGAAGCUACCGGUUAUGCAGCAUUUCUUGUUUGGGGGUCUGAUUCCCGCAGCUGAGGGGAUGAGUGACCCAGCGGAGAUGGGGCUGAAGAGUGAGGAAGAGGAGGAGGAAGAGGGCGGCGAGGUGCAGGUGUUUGAUGAUCAGGAGGGGGUGAGGCAUGUGCAUCAGCCGAGCGGAUGGGGGGAUUGUUGUGGGAUCAAGGUGCCGAGUAGUAUUGCAGCGGCCGAGGAAAUGAAGAAGAGGGGAGCCGGAGAGCAGUUGAGGAGGAUACCGUUCGACUGACUGGGCCUGAAAUGUCUUUAUGGUAUCAUUACUUCCCUAGUCGUUGUCUGAUUGAACAGCGGAUAAGCCGCGGCAUGAUGAAAUUAAUGGCCGUGUUUGGAUCGUCAAUCUAGCUAUAGUAUACCGCAGGGCGUGUGAAAAUGACGAUUGAGAACAUCCUGCGGAUACCUUAUAUCGCUAGAGAGGAAACCGUACUUAAUGAAUGUCCAUUUGGGACAGAUCGUAAGCAUCAUCGACCAUCUGCCGUACGGGAUGAUCAGACAAGCAUGGAUCUGAGAAGUGACUUGGUGUCCCACGGCCCUUUGACGGACGCCGCUAUAUUUGAUGGGCUAUGAUUCCCAUUGAAGCU
Chaetomium strumarium is the source of this 2000-nucleotide messenger RNA. RefSeq lists its product as uncharacterized. Bases 260 to 1651 code for a protein of 463 amino acids. The transcript has a single exon. Gene Ontology annotation, cellular component: cytoplasm; nucleus; protein phosphatase type 2A complex. Lineage: Eukaryota; Fungi; Ascomycota; Sordariomycetes; Sordariales; Chaetomiaceae. Gene Ontology annotation, molecular function: protein tyrosine phosphatase activator activity; peptidyl-prolyl cis-trans isomerase activity. The record is from RefSeq and is a predicted model, not a curated record. Gene Ontology annotation, biological process: mitotic spindle organization.